AUGGCUGAAACACAAAUUGGGCUUCGUAAGCGACUUCGACACGAAUUUUACACUUAUUGCGCAUUUUGCAUAGCAGUGUCUGCGCUACCAGCUUUAGCAUUUUCAUACGUUGUGGUCCGUUUAAGCAAGCAAUUAUGGCUGAAACUUUUGUCAAGCCGAUAUCCCACAUUGGAGUUCAUCAGAACGGAUACUGUGCGAUCACUUCUAGACACUCACAGAAAUCAGGGUAUCAUUAACGUGUUAUUGUCUAUAAAAGGUGCAAUGAAUGUGGAAGAAAUUCAUGAGAGUCUUGUAAACCAUGUUGUCGAUCGGCGUGAUGAUACAGGAAGUCUAAUGUUUCCAAGAUUACGCCAUCUCUUGGUAUCGUGUUGGGGAAACUACGCUUGGGAUGUUAACGUACCGUUCAGGCUUGACAAUCAUUUCGUUGUAGCCGGCGGUAUUCAUCGCGGUCGGCCAGUCAAUGAAAACAAUAUUCAAGGCUACGCCAGCGAUAUUAUAUCAAAGUAUUUCCCAAGUGACCAACCACCAUGGCAGUUUAUAUUAAUUCCAUGCGUCUCUAUAGAACCAAAGUAUUAUAUAUUAGUUAGGGUCCAUCAUUUGCUUCUGACUGGUAAGAAAUCGCUGAAUAUAGGUGAUUUACUGUUACUAGAACAGCUGCCAGAAUCUCGUUUAGUUGAAGCAAAUAACCAAGAGCAUAGUCCCUUGACAAAAUUAUUUCCUGGAUCAUCUGCUAUACCAGAACUAUGGGAGAAAAUUAAUGAAACAUUGUCAAACGUUUGGAAUGAAUUUAUAUCUGAAUACGAUCCCACCGAGAGCACUCAAUGUGGAAAAAGUUUGCCGGGAAUAUUUCAUGUAGCGGGUAUGAUAGUCAUUUCUGCGACAAACGCUUUCAGAGAAAUAACAAAAAAGAGGUCAUUCAGUGAAGAUCCUCAUCCGGUGAGAACAGUUACGGCAUUCAUAAAUGCACUUCAGAAGGAAUGUAAUAAGAGAAAUUUAACAGUUCCAAAGAUUCUCGUAUCACCUGCUGUGACUUUUGAUCCUAGAAAGUGGCCAGGAAAAUGCCUCCAGGCGUCCUACUCAGCUACGCGAAUGAUUUUCAAAUUGCCAUCUACGAUAUGGGGUGAAGUUGUUGCACUAAAUGAUCUCCGAACAACUGGCCAUGUGAGACAUGUAAACACCUUAACCUGGAAGUAUGGAGAUUUAGGUCAAUUAUGGGUUAAGGCUACGAUAGAAGCUUUGAAAGGAGCCAUGCAGAUGUACCGAGCUCCAGCUAACUUCUGGACCAAUACCAUUGGAGCUGAUGAUGGUAAAAGAAAUAUAUUACAGACAUCAUCGUUAUGUGGAAGAAAAGUUACUUCAUGGUCUCGCCCAGUGUCUCGUGUGGGUAUGGAGAGAGCUGCAAAAGCGUUGGGUGUGUCAACAACAGAUAUAGCUCUAUUCGCUACAACAGAAGCUUUACGCGCUUUCUUCGAAAACACACAGAACGAGACUCCAGAUAGCGUUUUGAUCACAGCCAGAGCUGCUUGUGAGGAUUUCCUUUAUACUUUCGCAGAAGGCAACGGCAAGAAUUUCAAAAAAUCUCAAACUGGAGGUAUGGUAUGUCUUUCGCUGCCGAUUGGAGCAAGUCCGCGGCGCAUAGCGGCAUCUAUAGAAGAUGCUUGCAAACAGCAACGUGUGUUGGCAGCAGCGUGGGCUGCCCAAGCUCGAUGCGGAGCCCUAACUAGAUCUGUACCCUCGCCUCUAGCGCGACUAACCUUAAACGUUUUAUCUAGAAGAUAUGCAGUCUCUUACGCAGAAAUCAAUUCCCCAAUGGACAGUAGACCAAGAAACACAAUGUGGGGACAAACUGUAGACAAUGUCAUAUAUUGGAGACCGCCUCAAGCAAAUAUCAGUAUGUCUUUAACAAUAAUUCAAUACGCUAACAGCGUGCAAUUAGCUGUUAUGGCUGAUGCUCGAUUAACACCUCACCACAUUGUACCCGCGACCCGUUGGUCUGUGGUAGUAGAGAAGCUUAUAGAUAAAAUAGACCAAGAGAUUUGUAGAAUAACCGGCCAAUUACAACAGUCCUUGGAUAACGUACCAACAAUCAUUGUACCGGAAGAUUCUCAGGAGGAAUUAAUUUCGGAAGAUCGAGGAAAAGCAGGUACAAGUCAAGGUCUUAGACCACCAAAUCCUGUGGCUGUCAGCCCGCCGCCUAUCCGAAAACGUGUUAUAUAA
This is a messenger RNA of Danaus chrysippus (African queen), 2217 nucleotides long. NCBI's taxonomy places the organism in Eukaryota, Metazoa, Arthropoda, Insecta, Lepidoptera, Nymphalidae. The record is from the annotation of a GenBank genome assembly.